AUGGUAGGCGUGAGGCUGGUCCACCUGUUUGGAUACGUGUUCUGCGAUACUAUCCGCUCUAUUAAUUGGUCACCCUGGGGUUGUGGUGUCCAUGUGAAUGCAGCUAUCAAUGUCGUUGUAACCCGAGAAAACCAGUUUGUGACGAACAGUGGUGGGAAAUGGCACAGAAUUCCAGGAUACAACUCUAUGAGCCCUGAGCUAGAGCUUAAAGUGUUUUCGACUCCUAUUCCUGUAACUGAUGAAAAACCUGCUUUUACGUCUACAUCGUGUGUACGUCUAACAUGGCAAGACGUCCGCGCAAAGACUUCUCGAAGAUUACGCACUAUUAAUAGAUUAUAUGCUAUUAAG
Pocillopora meandrina is the source of this 348-nucleotide messenger RNA. The record is from the annotation of a GenBank genome assembly. NCBI's taxonomy places the organism in Eukaryota, Metazoa, Cnidaria, Anthozoa, Scleractinia, Pocilloporidae.